Molecule: messenger RNA, 714 nt
Organism: Nilaparvata lugens (brown planthopper)
Lineage: Eukaryota; Metazoa; Arthropoda; Insecta; Hemiptera; Delphacidae
Exons: 2
Coding region: 325-714 (129 amino acids)
Source: RefSeq, a predicted model, not a curated record
CAAAAAACUUCUUCUUCUUCUACUUCAAAGGUAUGUUUCACAACUAUUUGUAACAUCUUCUUCUUCUUCUUAUCUCAUUUAAAAUUAUUGCAAAGUAAAAACCUCUAAAGAGAGACACACACAAACAUAUUUUUUGUUUUUUCUGUUUGCAGACGUUCUCCUCUAAGAGAAGACACAUGGCAAACAGUUUAAUUAUGGGUUUUAACGAGCUAAAAUCACCACUUUCUUUACUAACUUUAUCAAAAGAGGCCAGCAUAAAUGCUAUAUACUAUGGAGCAGACAUGAGCAGCAUCCCAAAAGCAAUGCAAACUCAGAUUUUAGAAUAUGGUGAAAAUUGUGCCUCUCGCAGCAGCAGCAGCAGCAGACAUGUCAGCAGCAGCGGCAGCAGCAGAAGAAUUAGUCAGAGCGAUUUCAGCAGAAAACGAAUCACAUAAAUUUAGGAGCUUACAAGAACUGAUACCUGAUCAGAAUUAUCCCAUGAUCAGUGCCUCUCAUUUGAAAACACAACAUGGUGAUAGAAUUCUAGUGAAACUUGAAGUUGAUGGCCACAACAAGUCAUACAUUUUACCAGAACGCUACUUCAAAGAGAAAAUGUUCAAUUUAGACGAAAAAGAUAAUAAAAUCGACAUGACUGGUUAUUCAAUGUCUGUUCAACCAUAUGGUAGAACAUUUAAUAUUAAAGUAAACCAGAGCGAGUGUACAUCAACACAAUAG